This is a messenger RNA of Rhizoctonia solani, 501 nucleotides long. Its product is annotated as peptidyl-prolyl cis-trans isomerase, cyclophilin-type protein. Lineage: Eukaryota; Fungi; Basidiomycota; Agaricomycetes; Cantharellales; Ceratobasidiaceae. Bases 1 to 501 code for a protein of 166 amino acids. The record is from RefSeq and is a predicted model, not a curated record. Gene Ontology annotation, molecular function: peptidyl-prolyl cis-trans isomerase activity. Gene Ontology annotation, biological process: protein peptidyl-prolyl isomerization; protein folding. The transcript is spliced from 7 exons. Gene Ontology annotation, cellular component: catalytic step 2 spliceosome.
AUGUCUGUCACAUUGCACACCUCGCUUGGAGAGCUCAAGAUUGAAGUCUUCUGCGAGGCCGUCCCUCAAGCUGCCGAGAACUUCCUUGCUCUUUGCGCAAGCGGCGCAUACGAUGGAUGUAUAUUUCACCGAAAUAUCAAAGGUUUCAUGGUUCAGACCGGGGAUCCUACUGGAACCGGUAAAGGAGGGCAAUCAAUUUGGGGCAAACCAUUUGGCGACGAAAUCCGGGCCACACUCAAAUUCAAUGCCCGGGGGAUUGUUGCGAUGGCCAACUCGGGCCCAGACUCGAACAAGGCACAAUUCUUCAUAACCUAUUCUAAACAGUCGCACCUUGACGCCAAGUAUACAAUCUUUGGAAGGGUAAUCGAUGGUGCAGACACGACAUUGGAUGCCAUGGAACGAACGCCGGUAAAUGAGAAGAAUAGGCCGUUGCAUGAGAUUAAGGUCAUCGGGGUCACCAUACAUGCCAAUCCAAUUGCCGCAGCUUCGCUCAAUGCGUAG